This is a messenger RNA of Lontra canadensis (Northern American river otter), 2001 nucleotides long. RefSeq names its product S1 RNA-binding domain-containing protein 1-like. The transcript has 14 exons. Lineage: Eukaryota; Metazoa; Chordata; Mammalia; Carnivora; Mustelidae. The record is from RefSeq and is a predicted model, not a curated record. The annotation marks the transcript as partial. Gene Ontology annotation, molecular function: structural constituent of ribosome; mRNA binding. Gene Ontology annotation, biological process: nucleobase-containing compound metabolic process; translation.
AUCAUCUGCUUCUGAAGAAGAUGACAAGGAAGAUAGUGUGUGGGAGCCCCAAAAGAAAGUCGUCAGAAGUCGCAAGCAGCCUGUUCCCAAAGAAUCCAAACCAAAGAGGGUGCCACGGGUAAAGAAGACCACACUACAGAUCCGCGAUGGCUCAGAAGGCAUGGCUGUUAAGGAGGAGCUGAAUAACUCUGUGGCUAUUGCUGAUGUUGAUUUGGAAGACAGAAAAAAUAAAUUGGAUAGCACGAAGACUCUGAAACCAGCAAAGACAAAACGGAAGAAUUCAGCUCAGUCAUCUUUGGGUCAGAGGACCAAAAAGCUGAAAGUUGAUGAAGAAACCGACAUGGCCAACCGUACAGAGAUGCCAUCCACGAGCACCGUGUGGGAAAGUGUGUGUAAGAAGGAAGAGAAUGAAGAUGACUUUACAUUUGGUCAGUCCCCUUUAAAGAAAGUGAAGACUGAAGCAUGUCCUCAGGGGCAGCCUGUGAGGUUUCCAGCAAAUACCAACAGCAUUAAAGAGGAGGUGGAAAUGAACUGGGACAUAGUACAGGUUUUAUCUGAGAGAACUAAUAUUGAACUUUGGGUUUGUGCCAACAUUAUUCGUCUCUUUAAUGAUGACAACACAAUUCCCUUCAUUAUACGGUAUCGAAAAGAGCUUAUUAAUAACCUCGAUGCUGAUUCCUUGAGAGAAGUUCGACAAACCUUGGAGGAGCUCCGGGCUGUUGCAAAGAAGGUUCAUAGUACAAUCCAUAAAAUUAAGAAGGAGGGGAAGAUGUCUGAGUGCUUGUUAAAAGCCUUGCUGAACUGUAAAACUUUUGAAGAACUAGAACAUGUGUCAGCUCCAUAUAAAACUGGGAGCAAAGGCACAAAAGCCCAAAGAGCUAAGCAGUUGGGAUUAGAAGGAGCAGCCAAGACAUUGCUUGAGAAUCCAGGGGAGCUCAAUCUGCUAUCUUACAUUAGACCCAAUGUGAAAGGACUUUCAGCACUCCAGGAUAUUGAAACAGGAGUGCAGCAUAUUUUAGCAGACAUGAUUGCUAAAGACAAAGACACGCUUGACUUCAUUCGGAAAUUGUGCCAAAAUAGGUAUAUUUGUAUCCAAUCAUCUCUGGCAAAGGUGUCCUCAAAAAAAGUAAAUGAGAAGGAUGUUGAUAAGUUUCUGCUGUACCAGAAUUUUUCAUGCAACAUAAGAAACAUCCAGCAUCAUCAGAUUCUGGCAAUUAACCGUGGAGAAAAUUUGAAGAUACUGACUGUCAAAGUCAACAUUUCUGAUGGAAUAAAGAAUGAAUUCUGCAGGUGGUGCAUCCAAAACAGGUGGAGACCACGUGGCUUUGCAAGGCCAGAGUUAAUGAAGAUCUUACACAAUUCACUCGAUGAUUCUUUCAAACGCCUUAUUUAUCCUCUCCUCUGUAGAGAGUUCAGAGCCAAACUAACAUCAGAUGCAGAGAAGGAAUCAGUAAUGAUGUUUGGACGUAACCUUCGUCAGCUGCUUUUAACAAGCCCUGUUCCAGGGCGCACCUUGAUGGGAGUGGAUCCUGGUUACAAACAUGGUUGCAAAUUAGCUAUAAUUUCUCCUACCAGUCAGAUACUUCAUACCGAUGUGGUUUACUUGCAUUGUGGACAAGGCUUCCGAGAGGCAGAGAAAAUAAAGAGGCUUUUGCUGAAUUUCAACUGCAGCACAGUGGUGAUUGGAAAUGGAACUGCCUGCCGGGAAACAGAAGCUUACUUUGCUGACCUGAUAAUGAAAAAUUACUUUGCACCACUGGAUGUUGUUUACUGUAUCGUCAGUGAAGCAGGGGCGUCUAUCUACAGUGUCAGCCCUGAAGCUAACAAAGAGAUGCCAGGGCUGGACCCUAAUUUGAGAAGUGCAGUUUCCAUAGCAAGGCGUGUACAAGACCCAUUAGCUGAGCUGGUGAAAAUCGAGCCGAAGCACAUUGGAGUUGGAAUGUACCAGGUAAAGCAGUGUGGGUCAUUUACUUUGUGAAACCUGUCAAUAGUAUGCAGACU